Cucurbitaria berberidis CBS 394.84 is the source of this 1668-nucleotide messenger RNA. RefSeq names its product lysyl-tRNA synthetase. Bases 1 to 1668 code for a protein of 555 amino acids. The transcript is spliced from 3 exons. Gene Ontology annotation, biological process: mitochondrial lysyl-tRNA aminoacylation. The record is from RefSeq and is a predicted model, not a curated record. Lineage: Eukaryota; Fungi; Ascomycota; Dothideomycetes; Pleosporales; Cucurbitariaceae. Gene Ontology annotation, cellular component: cytoplasm; mitochondrion. Gene Ontology annotation, molecular function: ATP binding; lysine-tRNA ligase activity; tRNA binding.
AUGAGCAGAUACUCUCUGAAUUUUCUCCGACCAUACCUCUAUCGAGCUACCGCACCCGCCAGACCUGAGUAUGCGCGAGCAUACGUCUCUGUUCAGAGACGGUAUGCCCAGACGGUAGCCGCAGAAGACUUCACCGGCCCACACGAUGUCGAGAAGCAGAAAAGGCUUGAUCAGUUGAGGAAUGUGAAGCCGCUAGGCGAUUAUCAUCCACAGCUAGUUUAUCCUACUGGCGCAGAAAGCUUGUCACUUCGCGACUUCCAUGCGAAGUAUGAAGGCAUCCAGGAGACCAAGUCAGACAUUGUCUCUGUGUUUGGAAGGGUGCGUUCAGUGCGUUCACAUGGCUCCAAGCUGAUGUUCCUAGACAUCGAAAGGGACACGCAGCGACUACAGGUCAUGGUGGAGCUGAAAAAGCUCAUAGCACAAGAUGACCUCAGUGAGGAAUUCAAGGGCUUCAAGAAGAUUGCGAGGAUAGGGGACUGGGUUUCCAUUAAAGGAACCCCUACAAGAACGUCUACAGGCCAGCUCUCAGUUUUGGCCGCCGAAGUACCUCAAAUUCUUGCACCCUGCCUACACCACAUUCCCGAGAAGAUCGAUAACGCUGAGGCGCUUGCUCGACGACCUCACAUCCACCAGCUUACGAGCGAUGAACCCAGCGACAUUCUCAGACUCCGCGCGUUAAUCUAUGAUUACGUCCGGACAUACUUCAUACAAAGUGGGUUCUUGGAGGUGGAGACACCCAUCUUCGAUGUUAAUGCUGGAGGUGCUAUUGCGCGGCCAUUCGAAACCAUCGCGAAUGAGCUGUCCAGUGUACCUAUCAGACUUAGAAUAGCACCCGAGUUGAACCUCAAGCGGUUGAUAAUUGGAGGCCAGGACAGGAUAUUCGAGAUUGGUCGUGUCUUCAGAAAUGAGGGUGUUGACAAUACUCACAAUCCGGAAUUCUCUACGUGCGAGUUUUAUGAGGUUGGGGCAACUCUUCCUUCGGUUAUCGCAAGAACAGAGCAAUUGAUACACGGUCUGCACACUGCAAUCGAGUCGCUGAGAUCCACGUACUUCCCGUCACUGGCAACACCAGAAGGCAUCGACUUCUCCCAUCCGUUUGCGCAACUGCCUUUCAUUCCUACGAUUGAGAAAGCUAGUGGUCGCAAGCUACCUGAUUUAUCCUCACCAAACGCGACUAAGGAGCUCCUUGAGAUGUUCAAAGACCUUGACAUCAUCAUACCUCCGAAUCCUACCCUCCCACGCUUGCUCGACACCCUCGCCGAACAAUACAUCGAACCCCUCUGCGCAAACCCGACAUUCAUUACCCACCACCCUGAAGCUCUCUCCCCCCUCUCAAAAUCCUUUGUCGACCCCGUCACCAACCAACGCGUUGCCUUCCGCGUUGAGCUCUUCAUCCACAGUCGCGAAUACGUCAACGCUUACGAGGAGGAAAAUUCGCCGUUCGAGCAACGACGGAAAUUCAUGCAGCAACUCGAGUUACAUCCUGAGGGAGAGGGUGCGAUCGAUGAGAGUUAUCUUGAGGCGUUGGAAUGGGGGAUGCCACCUACCGGGGGUUGGGGAUGUGGGUUAGACAGACUAGUCAUGUUGUUUGCGAGUAAGAAGAGGAUUGCAGAUGUAUUGCCUUUUGGGACGUUGAGGAACGUUGUUAGUAUUGCAAAGCAUAAAUAA